Brachypodium distachyon (stiff brome) is the source of this 2255-nucleotide messenger RNA. RefSeq names its product anaphase-promoting complex subunit 7. The record is from RefSeq and is a predicted model, not a curated record. Gene Ontology annotation, biological process: cell division. The coding region runs from base 138 to 1823 and encodes 561 amino acids. Gene Ontology annotation, molecular function: protein binding. Lineage: Eukaryota; Viridiplantae; Streptophyta; Magnoliopsida; Poales; Poaceae. The transcript is spliced from 18 exons.
GCCGUCUCCGGUGCGCAGUGAAGGAAGCCAGUGACCCCCAAACCACUCGUCUCUCCAGCAAACCAAAGCAGCGAAACCCCAAUUCAAAAUUCCCUAGAACGAAGGAGAGCGAGCCGCGCCGGAUCGGACCGCCGGGGAUGGAGGCGGCGCGGGAGUCCAUGGCGGCCCUCCUCGACGCGGGCCUCUUCGACUCCGCCCAGACGCUCGGAUGCUUUCUUGUGUCUUCAGGUGGUGGGAGUAAUGAGGCCGGCAUGUCAAUGAAGGCAGAAAGCUUGGUCCUGCAUGGUGAUGCAUUGUAUGGGGAGAAAGAAUUUCGGAGGGCGCUGAGUGCCUACAAACAAGCAAUCCAAUAUAGCAAGAGCAUCCCUAGGCAAACAACAAGUGCCACCAAAAUAUCAGUUUCCACUACAGGCCGGUCACCUUCUCCAAAUUCUUCAAAUCUUAUGCCAUUCAAUGAAAAUGAGGUGAAGUCUAAGAUAGCUCUUUGCCAUUCUGCUCUACAUGAGUACCGUGAAGCACUCCAAGAGAUGGAAGGGAUUCCUUCUAAAGUGAGAAGUCUAAAAAUGAAUCUGAUGUUAGGGAAGCUUUAUCGGAUAUCCAGAAAUAACCGUGCAGCUGCUGUAUGCUAUAAAGAAUGCUUAAGGCAAUGCCCUUACAUAUUUGAGGCUGUUACAGCUUUGGCUGAGAUGGGGCUUUCUUCAAAGGAGUUUUCAUUAUUAUUUUCACAAGCGCCAAAUAGAGGAGGCAAGCCACACGGUGAUUUUUUAGAUGCACAGCGUUGGUGGAAUCGGUAUGUUGAGGCCCAAUGUUGCAUUGCUUCACAUGAUUAUAAAGGUGGCCUUGACAUAUAUCUAGAACUAAUGCAACGAUUCCCCAAUAAUGUGCACAUCUUGCUGGAAAUUGCAAAGGUUGAAACCAUCAUAGGCAGGAAUGAUGAAGCGAUCAUGAAUUUUGAGAAGGUUCGGUUAAUUGAUCCAAACAUCAUAACAUAUAUGGAUGAGUAUGCAAUUCUCCUAAAAGCGAAAUCGGACUACAUUAAGCUAAACAAGUUGGUACAUGAUAUGCUGCAUAUUGAUCCUGCAAGACCAGAAACAUGUGUUGCUCUAGCAGCACUGUGGGAACGGAAAGAUGACACAAAAGCUUUGACAUAUGCUGAAAAGAGCCUCCGAGUUGAUGACAGGCAUAUAACCGGCUAUAUCAUGAAGGGCAAUUUGCAUCUGUCAUCGAACCGACCAGAUCUGGCCGUGACAGACUUCAGGGGAGCUCAAGAACUAAGGGCUGAUCUUCGUUCUUAUCAAGGUUUGGUGCGUGCUUAUCUAGCACUUUCUAAAUGCAAAGAUGCAUUAUUUACUGCACGGGAAGCAAUGAAGGUUAUGCAUCAGUCUGCAAAAGCUCUCAAGUUAGUUGGUGAUGUGCAUGCUAUCAGUUCCAGUGGCAGAGAGAAGGCAAGAAAGUUCUAUGAAUCUGCCAUUCGUCUUGAACCUGGAUUUCUUGGAGCAGCAUUGGCAUUGGCUGAUUUGCAUUUUGCUGAAGGACGGAAUAAGGAGGCAGUUUUGUUACUUGAAAGAUAUCUAAGACAAUGGGCAGAUGAUUCCCUACACAUCAAGUUGGCUCAAGUAUUUGCAGCGACAAAUCUGCUUUCUGAUGCACUCUCCCACUAUCAAUCUGCGCUAAGGAUAAACCCACAUAAUGAAGCUGCCAAGAAAGGGUUGGAGCGCCUGGAGAAGCAAAUGAAGGGAGUAGAUCCAGACGCACCUGAAGAUGAUGACGAGAACGAGGCCGAUGACGUUGAUGCUGACCAGGACGAUGCCGAGCUGCUCUAGGUACAUUCUGAAGUUCAUAUCAACCGUAGAUGCAAAGCGGCGUCACAUAUCUUGUGACUGAGGAGUUGCAACUACCGAAGCUGUAAUGCCAUACGCGGAUGGAAGGCGUCACGCGGUGUUCUACAGGGUGGGGUUGGUACUUGGUAGGGUGGCAGAGGGCGCCAUUGCAUGAGUGCCUGAGUGGGAACGGUUGUGCCACCGUACUCUUAUGAAACUGGGUAGGAUAUAUAAGAGGUGUCAUGCGUUGUUAACUUGUUACGCAAAUCAGCUUCGUGGUUUGUUAAGGCUCCGUAAGUGCUUGCUAACAAUGUUGUGUUCCUAAAUGUAAAUCAUCUGUAUGAUCAGUGAGAAUUGUUUGUCCGAUGCUUAAAAGAGUAUCCGAUCUGUUGCUUGACUUCAGGAUAAAAAAGGCUCGCGACUGCUUGUUUAAUA